AUGGCGCUAUUUACUGGAAUUAAUCCUGUACAUCGCAACGGAAACACAAGCGUUUCGAUCCGAGAAACUCCGAGUUACAUUGAAAACUCGGCUGAUGCUACCAAAUUAAAAAACAGGGACUCAACUUUUGACAUAUCGGACUCCAUUUCUACGACAUCAUUAUCAACCGUCGAUGACAAUAAACCAUUUCCGAGGAAAGUAUGGGACGAGAACGAGAGAUUGCCUGCAUGUAUCAUUCCCCGACCUCAAACAUCACUGAAAUCAGAUCCUUUGAAGGCCUACAAGAAAUAUGAGGUUUCUUGGAAUCAGCAUAGUGUGCCAGGCCAGAAACGUCACACAGCUCUUAGGAGUGCUAUAAAGCGUCAGAUGAUGGAAUGUGAUCUCGCUCCCUUCGUUCCUCAACAGAGAGACGUCUCCGUCAACAAAUACCAGGUGCCAACCAGCAAGAAAAGAGAACGGCUAAGAUGGGCAGUUCGCAACCAGAUGAUGGGAUAAUAUUUACACGUGGGAUAAAUAUGUGCACGUGCGCGUGCAGCCUUAUCUUCAGUCAAGCACAAGAAUUAUUUCGCUCUCUGGAUUGUUUGUCCAUCUAAGCUGCCACAACCCUAGGUUCAUUUAAUCAGAGUUAUAUUCACGAUACAGCCUAUUAUGGCACACAGAUGAUUUGAUUGGCUUUGUUUUCUUGCUGACGGGGGUGUUAGCUGUUUAUCAUCAUGGGCCAUUAUUGAUUGAUGUUUUCCAGACUUUCAUAAGACAGUCCACACUUGUGACUAAUAUUAUUCACUGACAGCGACAAAAUUUUGUACCACAUUUUUUGUAUCACUAUCAUUGAUACGUAUAUCUGCAGAUCUUUAUUGCUAUAUUAAUAUUAUGCCAAAUAUUUACAAAAUUGAUUUGAUUGACAACAGUUCCGCUUGUAAAGUUGUAACUAAGUAAA
Bolinopsis microptera is the source of this 937-nucleotide messenger RNA. RefSeq lists its product as uncharacterized. The record is from RefSeq and is a predicted model, not a curated record. NCBI's taxonomy places the organism in Eukaryota, Metazoa, Ctenophora, Tentaculata, Lobata, Bolinopsidae. Gene Ontology annotation, biological process: cilium assembly. Gene Ontology annotation, cellular component: centriole; non-motile cilium. The coding region runs from base 1 to 495 and encodes 164 amino acids. The transcript is spliced from 5 exons.